This is a messenger RNA of Monoraphidium neglectum, 386 nucleotides long. RefSeq lists its product as hypothetical. NCBI's taxonomy places the organism in Eukaryota, Viridiplantae, Chlorophyta, Chlorophyceae, Sphaeropleales, Selenastraceae. The record is from RefSeq and is a predicted model, not a curated record. The transcript has a single exon. The annotation marks the transcript as partial.
GCCACAGGUCUCACCAGGAGAUAGCGUCCACACCCCCACAUGGACUCAAUUUGGUGGUGGUGGGCAACAAGGCAGGCUAUGACAGAUAUUUCCCAGCGGACUGCUGCUGCGAGCGCAUCUUGAAAGCGGUGGCCGGGGCGCUGACACGGCCGGGCCAUGAGAUCACACCAGACAGCAUCCGAGACCUGUGGAACACACAUGACACCUGCCCCUUCGUAACGCCCAAGGACGCUGGUGACGACGCCCCGCCCAAGUCAAAGGCCCGCCUGCCAGAAAACAUGAGGAACCUUGAAUGGGACUGCGCCGUGACCCCCAUGGCCCCGGCGCACCUGGAGGUGCCGACAAUGACUGACCUGGAAACUGCACUAGGGGCACCCCCUCCAUAG